AUGAAGUCUUUUGGCAGAGGAGAACAACUCGACUGCAAGCGUAUCGCGGAAAACUACAACGCUUGCGAUAUGGUUGCUGUCAAUCUUCUAGGCUACUCUCACCACUACUGCUCUGGUGGCGGAUUUCCGGCCUACUGCAACAAGUACCCGACAGUAAUCAGGGAUCCCUUGUUCUCCACGGUGUGCAGGAACCUCGUGGUCCCGUACAUCAUUGAGGCAAAUGCCGGACACGGCAUACUGAGGCGGGCAGACAUGUGCGACACAAUGUAUGAGAGCUACUUGUCGUUCCUCACUGCAAGAAGGGUAGACGAAUUUUGUCAGAAUGCCAAGUCCAUAGCAGCGGAAAACGACCUUGCCACUGGUUUCAACACAGGCGUCACGUCACUGAGUCAAGAUUCUGAAGCGCUUGACCAAGAAUCUACAGUGACGCUCAACAUAUUAAUAAGCACCGCGGACCAAAAUGCGGGAUUCGAUUCCUCCAUCCAUACUGCCAUCCAAGAUCUCUCAGCAGCGCUGACUGCCGCGGAGACGUCGGUAGCGCGACUUGAGUACCCAGAACUGAAACAGACAGCCGAGGAGAAUCUCGACGUCUUUGCGAAGGCAACAGGUCCCAUUGCACAAGCGGGGUCCGACAUGAACAAAGCUCUCGCGGCUGAGAGAAAUCUGCGUGCUUUGGUGGACCACGGAGGUCACUUCGCGUAUGCUCAGAUCUCCCUUCUAAAAACUGUCCGCUGA
This is a messenger RNA of Besnoitia besnoiti, 735 nucleotides long. RefSeq lists its product as uncharacterized. Bases 1 to 735 code for a protein of 244 amino acids. The record is from RefSeq and is a predicted model, not a curated record. NCBI's taxonomy places the organism in Eukaryota, Apicomplexa, Conoidasida, Eucoccidiorida, Sarcocystidae. The transcript has 13 exons.